UUUCAUCAUCCUUGUGGGCGGUUAUAAAAGCAGCGCCGCUAGCUUCUUCAUGCUUAUUCUAUCAUCGCGAUGCAAGCAGUGAACACCAGGCAAAAGACGAAAGCACAACUCAGCCAAAUGGGCGUAGGAUAGAACUCACCAAACAUCAAGCAUCACCAUCAACCUGCACACUCACACACAGAUUCCAAUGAUUCCAAGGAUACAGUGAGGCAACUGAUAAUUACUAGCACUAUGAAUAACGUACAGAGUGCCCCGAAUGGCGGGGGCGGGGCCGUAGGCGUGGGCAUCAAGACGGCCCGGAGCAACAUCUUCAACGUGGAUGGUCUGCCACAGCAGAUGGCCGCCAUGAGUGUGGACUACUCCAGCAUCCGGGGCAAGGAUGUCCUGGUCCAGCCCAGCGACGAGCAGAUGGAACUGCUGCAGAAGAGGCUCCAGGAUCGCAUAGCCGACAAUUGCGGGGAGACCAUCUACGAGAUUGGCGUGGGCGAGGAUGGCAGCGACAAUGGCCUGAAUCCGGAGCAGUUUGAUGCCUCCGUGGCUACGCUACAUCUUCUGGCGGCCAACAUAGAUGCGGAUGUGGUCAAGCUGCGUGAGCGGCGGGCAGAGAAGGGCCAAUCGGCGCAGUUCCUUAUCCGUAAGCACAUUGAGACGACGGACUUUAUGGAGAUAAGAGUGGCCGUUGUGGGCAACGUGGAUGCUGGCAAGUCCACGCUGCUGGGCGUGCUUACCCACGGCGAGCUGGACAAUGGCCGUGGUCAUGCCAGGCAGCGUCUUUUCCGUCACAAGCACGAAAUCGAGAGUGGACGCACUAGUUCUGUGGGCAACGACAUUCUCGGCUUUGAUGGGGUGGGCAAUGUAGUCAAUAAGCCCGACCACGGCCACCUGGAUUGGGUGAAGAUCUGCGAGAACUCGGCGAAGGUUAUCACCUUCAUCGACCUGGCGGGGCACGAGCGCUACCUGAAAACCACGGUCUUCGGCAUGACGGGACAUGCUCCAGACUUUGGCAUGCUGAUGAUUGGCGCCAAUGCUGGCAUCAUCGGCAUGACUAAGGAGCAUUUGGGCCUGGCCUUAGCUCUAGCCGUGCCCGUCUUUGUGGUGGUCACCAAGAUCGACAUGUGCCCGGCCAACGUGCUGCAGGACAACAUGAAACUACUGUUCAAGAUGCUCAAAUCGCAGGGCUGCCGGAAGGUGCCGGUAGUGGUGCGUUCGCACGACGAUGUCGUCCUUAGCGCUACGAAUUUCGUUAGCGAGCGUCUAUGCCCUAUCUUCCAGGUGUCCAAUGUGACCGGUGAUAAUCUGGAGCUGCUCAAGAUGUUCCUUAACCUGCUGAGCACGCGUAUGGCCGGUUCCGAGAGUCUGCCAGCCGAGUUUCAAAUUGACGAUGUGUAUUCGGUGCCGGGUGUUGGCACGGUCGUCUCCGGCACUUGCCUCCAAGGCACCAUCCGACUAAACGACGGUCUGAUGCUGGGACCAGACGCCGUGGGUGGAUUUGUGCCCAUCACCAUCAAGAGCAUCCACCGUAAGCGGAUGAAUGUGGCGCGCGUGCGCUGUGGCCAAACGGCAAGCUUUGCACUUAAGAAGAUCAAACGCGCCUAUCUGCGCAAAGGCAUGGUGAUGGUGUCGCAGGAUCUCAAGCCGCAGGCAUGCUGGGAGUUCGAGGGCGAGAUCCUAGUGCUGCAUCAUCCAACGACGAUAUCGGCGCGCUACCAGGCAAUGGUUCACUGCGGCAGCAUCCGCCAAACAGCCUCCAUAAUCCACAUGUCGCGUGAUUGCCUACGGACCGGCGACAAGGCACAUGUUAAGUUCCGAUUCAUCAAGCAGCCAGAGUACAUUCGCUCCGGUCAGCGUCUGGUCUUCCGCGAGGGACGCACCAAGGCGGUGGGCAACAUCCUGCGCCCGCUACCGAAUGCCGCUGCAUCUCCAUAUCGCCCCAAGCCCGCCAAGAUGCAGUCGCGUUCACAGAACGGCGGCAGCAAUGGCAGCAACAACCAGCACCGUCAGCAGGGUCAAGGCAGCACCUCGGGAGCGGGAUGCAGCAAGGAUGCCGGCGAGGAGAAGCAGAACGGCGACAAGCGCGAGGGCGGAAGCCGGCGCGGCGGAAAACGGAAACGAAACAAUCGUCCAACUCCGUCAGGUGGAGGGACAGGUCAGUCCAACGGUUCGUCCGGUCUGGGUCUGCCCCUCGGCGAGAUAGCUUCGCCGUCCGCCGCAGAAGUCGCGACGACAGGUCUCACUGAGUGAAUCGUGCCGCCCUCAAAAUUUUGUUCUUUCUAGUUUUGUAAGCUAAAGUAUUUUUGAAAUCCUUAAAGCGCGGAAAAUGCGGAUGAAUAUAUUUUCCUACUCUCCAGUCCGGACUCUUGAUCUGAAGGGGCGUCUGCCUCAAAUAAACUGUUCCGUGUCCCGUUCUCGUCCACUGUACAUUGUGCGAAAUGCCAAACCGAAUUCGAUAUUUUUUGUUCUCUAGAAUUAAGACCACAAAAGUCACUGCAUCAUGAAUUUUCGUUUACCUAGUUUCCUUACUAAAUUCUGUUUAUCAUAUUAUAAAUUGGAAUUUAUAUUUAAUCUGAGUGUUAACUUAAACUGAAUUUGUCCGUUUUUAUAUGUUUUAUAGUUAAGUUCACAGAUGCCACAAACAUUUUUUGAAUUUUCUCCUAUUUCUGAAUAAACCCAAAAAUUCGAUUUUAUUUUACUUGAAUUAUUAAUUUAAAUAUGUAAAAAUACAUAUUUUCUAUUUGUUUUUUGACUUAAGACAACAAAUUUUAAUGAAUUUGCCGACUUUAACGAAUUACUUGUAUUACUAAAGUUGAAAGCGUUGUGAAUGCAUAAAUUAAGUUAUACUUUGAUUAUUUAAAAUGAUACUUCUUCUGUAAAACGAUGGUUUUCGAAUGACAAUCUGGAUUUUCUUUUUUUUGUUAUUUAGAGUUAAGAUAACUACUGUCACUGGAAAAUGAAUUAAGAUGUCUAGUUUUUCAAUCCAUUCAAUAAAAGCAAUUUUCUUGACUACAAA
Drosophila rhopaloa is the source of this 3007-nucleotide messenger RNA. It is a transcript of the gene GTPBP1, whose product is annotated as GTP-binding protein 1. NCBI's taxonomy places the organism in Eukaryota, Metazoa, Arthropoda, Insecta, Diptera, Drosophilidae. Gene Ontology annotation, molecular function: GTP binding; translation elongation factor activity; GTPase activity. The transcript has 5 exons. The record is from RefSeq and is a predicted model, not a curated record. Bases 232 to 2241 code for a protein of 669 amino acids. Gene Ontology annotation, biological process: translational elongation.